This is a messenger RNA of Heterocephalus glaber (naked mole-rat), 1810 nucleotides long. The record is from RefSeq and is a predicted model, not a curated record. NCBI's taxonomy places the organism in Eukaryota, Metazoa, Chordata, Mammalia, Rodentia, Bathyergidae.
AUGACAAAUCCACGCCAGGAUUCCCAUUUCCAUGAGCCUUUGAAUCCCCUCAUCAACAGUACACCAUGGCUGGCUGGGAUCAACGUGCCGCCCAGCAUCCAGACACGCGGGCUCGGGGCCGAGGCGGGGCCAGCCCGGGCACCUAAAGUUGCAGCUCCGGAGCGCACUGGCACGGCAGACGGGGAGGAAGCGCGGGGCCGCAGAGCAGAGCCGACCGAGAAUUUCCACAAGGAGGACCGGGUGAGCAGCCUGUGCCAGAAAGCGCUGCACAUCGUCACCGAACUGUGCUUCUCGGGCCAGGUGGAGUGGGAGAAGUGCUCGGGCAUCUUCCCGCUGGAGAGCGGCAGCCGCGCGAAGGGCAGCACAGAUAUUUUCUUCAGCCUGUUAGCGGUCAUCAGCUUCUGUGGCCUGGCCUUGUUGGUUGUCUCACUUUUUGUCUUCUGGAAGUGGUGCUGGCCAUGCUGGAAGAGCAAAGCCGUGACUCCCAAUGUCAGUAUCCUCCCCCAGAGCAUCUCAAGGGCUCCUACAGAGGUUUUUGAGGCUGAAGAGAAAAAAGAGGUUAAAGAAAAUGGAAAGCCAGCGCUAAAAGCUCUUGAGCCUGCAAUAAAAAUUAGCCACACUUCUGAUAUCCCAGCAGAAGUCCAAACUGCUUUAAAAGUACAUUUAAUUAAGCAUGCACAUGUGCAGAGACAAACUACUGAGCCUACUUCUUCAUCCCGACACAAUUCCUUCAGGAGACAAAUGCAAGUGUCCAGUGUGGAUUUCACCAUGGACGUGGAACCUGUUUUACAAAGAGGAGAAACAACAACCAGCAUUGGGAGAAUAAAACCAGAGCUCUACAAACAGAAGUCAGUGGACUCUGAGGGCAACAGAACAGAAAAUGUCAAAACCUGUGGGAAACUUAACUUUACCCUCCAGUAUGAUUAUGAAAAUGAACUUCUAGUUGUUAAAAUUAUCAAAGCCUUAGAUCUCCCUGAGAAAGACUUCACAGGAACUUCUGGUCCACAUGUGAAGACGUAUCUUCUUCCAGAUAGGAAAAAGAAAUUUCAGACCCAUGUACACAGAAAGACUUUAAAUCCUCUAUUUGAUGAGGCUUUUCAGUUUCCAGUAGUAUAUGAUCAAUUAAGCAACCGCAAACUACAUUUCAGUGUAUAUGAUUUUGACAGAUUUUCUAGACAUGACAUGAUUGGGGAGGUGAUUCUUGACAAUUUGUUUGAAGUCUCUGAUCUCUCCAGGGAAGCCACAGUAUGGAAAGACAUUCAUUGUGCUACCACAGAAAGUAUAGACCUGGGUGAAAUCAUGUUUUCCCUGUGUUAUUUGCCAGCUGCUGGGCAUAUGAUAUUGACAGUCAUCAAGUGCAGGAACCUGAAGGCGAUGGAUAUCACUGGCUCAUCGGACCUUUAUGUCAAAGUCUCUCUGAUAUGUGAGGGUAGAAGACUAAAAAAAAGGAAAACAGCUAUAAAGAAGAAUACUCUAAACCCUGUCUACAAUGAAGCCAUUAUUUUUGAUAUCCCUCUGGAGAACAUGGACCAGGUCAGCCUAACCAUUGCAGUCAUGGAUUAUGACAGGGUGAGACACAAUGGGAUCAUAGGAGUAUGCGGAAGAGGGCUGGACGCUGAGGGGCUUGGGCACAACUGCUGGAAUGAGAUGCUGGCUUAUCACAGGAAGGCCAUCACACUCUGGCACCCCUGCUGGAGGAGCUAUGGAAUUCACAUGUGUUUGGAGUUACCUGGCCGGGCAACUAGUUUUGAUAGUCAAGGAUCCUGUUCAUCUCCAAAACCACCUUCCACACCAUAAUGCCUCCAGUGUA